This is a messenger RNA of Aureobasidium melanogenum CBS 110374, 1026 nucleotides long. RefSeq names its product syntaxin 5. The record is from RefSeq and is a predicted model, not a curated record. Lineage: Eukaryota; Fungi; Ascomycota; Dothideomycetes; Dothideales; Saccotheciaceae. The transcript is spliced from 2 exons. Gene Ontology annotation, biological process: endoplasmic reticulum to Golgi vesicle-mediated transport; vesicle fusion; intracellular protein transport. Gene Ontology annotation, molecular function: SNAP receptor activity; SNARE binding. Gene Ontology annotation, cellular component: Golgi membrane; endomembrane system; SNARE complex. The coding region runs from base 1 to 1026 and encodes 341 amino acids.
AUGUCGGCAGCCACAUCGUCAAUCCAGGACCGCACUCCAGAGUUCCGCUCCAUCCUCGCUCUCGCUCAGAAACGCCUCGCCCACACAAAAACACCACAAAACAGACAACACCUACUGCCCAACAAUGGCCAACCCUCCGCCCAGCCCACGCGCAAACAACGCAGCGAGUUUGCGCGCAAGGCUGCCGAGAUAGGAAGGGGCAUUGCAGCCACCGUCGGCAAACUCGAACGCUUGGGACAAUUAGCCCGUCGCAAGACUCUUUUUGACGACAAGCCUGUUGAAAUCGCCGAACUAACUUAUGUCAUCAAACAAGAUCUUGCUGCCUUGAACCAACAGAUUGGAGCUUUGUCGACCAUAAACAAAACGGCGCAUCCCAAAGGUGGAGCAGAUCAAGAAGGACAACACAAUGAAAAUGUCGUUGUCAUGCUACAAAGCAGAUUAGCAAAUGUCGGAGGCAACUUCAAGGAAGUUCUUGAAGUGCGGUCCAAGAAUGUACAAGCCAGCCGUUCGCGACAAGACAAUUUUGUCAACACGGUUGGUAGCAAUGCUGGACAUUUGGUACCUCAAGGACGUAGUGAUAGCCCGCUAUACGCACCUCCAUCACGAGGCCGCUCGCCACAACCGCCGAUCAACCAAGGACAAGAUCUCUUGACGCUUGAACCGCCCAGCGCGUCUUCGUCAGCUUUAACACGAGGCGCACAAUCAGAACAGCAAAUGCUACUUCUCGAAGAAGGAAACCAGAACAAUGGAUACAUACAACAGCGCGGCGAAGCCAUAGAAGGCAUCGAGCGCACAAUUGCCGAACUGGGAGGUAUCUUCGGGCAACUGGCUCAAAUGGUCAGCGAGCAGAGCGAUAUGAUUCAACGCAUUGACGCAAACACCGAGGAUAUCGUCGACAAUGUUGAGGGUGCGCAACGUGAGCUCAUGAAGUAUUGGUCCAGAGUGCAAGGCAAUAGGUGGCUUGUGGCCAAGAUGUUUGGUGUAUUGAUGAUCUUUUUCUUGUUAUGGGUGCUCAUCGCUGGUUAA